Molecule: messenger RNA, 5926 nt
Organism: Hemicordylus capensis (graceful crag lizard)
Lineage: Eukaryota; Metazoa; Chordata; Lepidosauria; Squamata; Cordylidae
Gene: OSGIN2
Product: oxidative stress induced growth inhibitor family member 2
Exons: 7
Coding region: 415-2517 (700 amino acids)
Source: RefSeq, a predicted model, not a curated record
UUAAGCGUUAGUUGUGGAAAAGGGGGGGAAAUGACUAGUGACGACGGACAAUAUUGUGACGAUUUAAACCGUGCAAGGAGCGCAGCUCUCUCGGGAUGUGCCGCUUCCCGGCCGCCGGAGCCGACCUCUUAAUUUAUGCGUUGAAGAUAAAUGUAUAUUAUAAUGGCGCCGUUGUGAGCAUCCUGGAGGAUGAAUGAUCGAUCGCUAGAAACCACCCUCCCGCGAUCUACCGCGCCCUCACAAGAAAGCGCCCGGCGAAGGACGCUGCCGCGGAGGGCAAUGCCCCCGCGCUCGGGGCCGCGCCACGCCUCGCCCAGCCGGCUUCCUCUCCUCGCGCCCGUCUUCCCUGCCGCUGCUGCUGCUGCCGGUGCCAGGCGGAGGCUCCUCCCUCCCGUGUGACUGGCCCAGUGCCGCAUGCGAGGCGGGAGGAGGGAGGAGAGGAGACCCAGCCAGCGGCUGCCCCCAGUGUGGUGGCGGCGGCGGCGGCGGCAGAAGAAGAAAGAGAGGCCGAGGCGGCGGCGGCGGCACCAUCCUCAUCCUCCGCCUCAUCGGCUGCACCUCUCGCCGCUGCCGCCCGCUGACCUGCCGCCUCCCUCCCCAUCCCUCAUGACGGUUUGGUGCUGCCGAUGCUCCCUGGCCAGUCACUUCAGAAACUACUGUCACCCUGAAACUGAAGGACAGCUUUUGAAUUCCUUAGUGCAGUAUUUUGGUGACAGCCUUGGGACAAAUGUUAAAACAAUGCCUUUACUAGAAGAAAGUGCUCUACCUGUAGACCAACCACUGACUCUGCCCAUGGUAAUAAUAGGUAAUGGACCUUCAGGAAUUUGCCUCUCUUACAUGCUCUCUGGAUACAGGCCAUAUUUGUCUCCUGAAGCUAAACAUCCAAAUCCUAUUUUGCAUCGUAAAUUAAAAGAAGCUAUGCACCUCUCGAUUGUUGAUCAGGAUUUAGACUACUUGUCAGAAGGCCUAGAAGGACGCUCUUCUAAUCCUGUCGCAGUACUUUUUGAUACACUGCUUCAUCCAGAUGCUGACUUUGGCUUUGACUACCUGCCUGUUCUUGAUUGGAAACUAGAACCACACCAUUAUAUUCCUCAUAUCGUGCUGGGCAAAGGACCACCUGGUGGGGCUUGGCAUUCUAUGGAAGGUUCCAUGCUGACCAUCAGCUUUGGAGACUGGAUGGAAUUACCUGGAUACACAUUUAAGGAUUGGGCUGCUACAAAGCGAAGGGCUGGGCAGUGCCAGUCUUACAGCAAGGACUCACCAGGGGAGCAAGGCACAAAUCAAGGUCAAGUUACAAGCCAAGGUCAGAAGAAGAGAAGUCAGGUCAAUGCAGGAGGAAGGCACUUCAGGUCCACGAACAAACUGAGACCAGAAGCCAAGAAGUCAGGUCUACACAGGAGCAAGGGAAGUUGGGUCAAGUCAAAGCAAAAGUCAGGAGCCAGGAGGUCAGGUCUGCGCAGGCGCAGGCGAGUCAGAAAUAUAAAGUGUGAUAGAGUUCUGCCAGAAGAAAUUGCUAGCUAUUACAAGCACUAUGUUAAAGUCAUGGGUCUACAGAAGAACUUCAGAGAAAACACUUAUAUAACAUCUGUAUCGAGGCUUUACCGGGAACAGGACCAUGAAGAGGAAAGUCAGAUGAAUGAAGAUGUGUCAACACAAGAUUUGGAAAUGGAAGACCAAAGUGAGCAGACAACACCAAUCAAGAGAAACUGGGAAAUAAGAGGUUAUCAGAGAGCAGCAGAUGGCUCUCAUGUACCAUUUUGUUUGUUUGCUGAGAAUGUGACUCUUGCUACUGGAACUUUUGAUGCUCCUGGACGCCUCCAGGUUGAAGGAGAAGACUUUCCCUUUGUGCUUCAUUCCAUAUCUGAUUUUGGAGCUGCCAUCAGCAAAGGACUAUUACAUGGGAAAAUAGAUCCAGUCCUCAUUAUAGGUGGUGGACUCACAGCAGCUGAUGCAGUUCUGUGUGCUUAUAACCACCACUUUCCUAUAAUUCAUGUAUUCCGUAGAAGGGUAACUGAUCCAAAUUUAAUUUUCAGACAGUUGCCUAAAAAGAUUUAUCCAGAAUACCAUAAGGUCUACCAUAUGAUGUGUACUCAUUCUGUUACUAAGGAUUCUAAUUUGCAUCCUUCUUAUACCAGUUUUCCUGAACAUCAGGUGCUUUCAUUUCAGUCAGAUAUGAAGUGUGUCCUUCAGAGUGCCUCUGGACUGAAGAAGAUCAUAAAGUUCUCUGUAGCCUUAGUAUUAAUAGGUUCUCAUCCUAAUCUAUGCUUCCUAAAGGACCAAGGCCAGGGUUUAGGCCAUAAUGCAAAUGGACCAAUUACGUGCAAGGGUAACCCUAUUGAAAUUGACCCAUAUACAUAUGAAUGCACAAAAGAACCCAAUCUUUUUGCAGUAGGUCCUCUUGUUGGAGACAACUUUGUACGCUUUUUAAAAGGAGGGGCACUGGGCAUUUCACGGCAUUUGGCUAUAAUGCAGAAGAAGCAUCAACUCAUUGUUGAAGGAGAAGAUGGAGUGCCCUAAAGCAAUCAGCCAUAGACAUCAUCUAGGGAACCACAGGCAUAUGCAUAAGUGAUCCAUUGACAUCCAAAUCAUUGGCAGCCUUGUUUUUGUUAUCCGUACAAGUUCUUCAUGCUUGUAUUGCCUCGUAGAGGAUGCUGCUGCUGCAGUAUUUCAGCCUUUACAAAAUACUGUUACAAAUAUUGUCUGUUUUUCCUGGAAUUGCUUCCAGAUAAAGGAGGAGUAAAUGAAAAUAACACAUGCUGAUUUGCUUUCAUCUCCUACUCUAGAAAGAGCCUAUUUACCUCUUAGAGAGAGUUUGUGCCCAAGAGCUGAGUGUUUUAACUAGACCAAGUUCUAAGAAUAGAAAAAUUUUCUCCUUAAAGAUACAUGAUAAAUUAAAGGAAAUGUUCAGCCAUUUAUUUGCAGCAAAGAUUUUAUUUAUUGGUCAUAGUGACAACUAUGUAAAACUUAGCACUUUUUAAAUGGCCUGUAAAACAAGGAAUUUCCCCUGAAGCCAGAAACAGAGAAUGUUAUAUCCUAGAUUUAACCACAGUUGGUAAUGGGAAAUAGUGAUGAUAAAUAUGUGCCAGUCACUGUUACAUACAGAAAGACCACAUCAAAGGAAUGGUGGAGAUCUAGCCUCUCCUACAUUGGUGUAAAACAAAGUGCUGCUAUAAGUGCUCUUACUACAACAUCUGUGUAAUGGAUGAUGAGUUUACUAAUGUAGUUAGUAAAGAUUAACUACAUUAACGGUUAUUAGAAGUAGAUAUUUAUCCUGAAGAUAGCUCAGUCAUCAUCUGCAAAAGGUCUUUCCCUACUAAGCCAAACAUGGAAUCCUGCUCAUUUUGAGCAUAGCAAAGGUCUCAGCUUCUAAGAUGUGCCUAAUCUCUCAGGUCUGAAAACAGAACUAUUGUUGGUGUUGCAUUAAGGUCUGAAUUCUUAACACAACUGACUGCAACCCAGAGAAAGCUAAAAUCGCUUUUGGUCCCAUUGAAAUCAGCAAGAAUUCAGUUUGCAAGCCAUGAUCAAAAGAAGCAAUUUAUGUGCAGACAGGCAACCACCCAUGCAAAGUAUGUUCUAUAGUUUUCACUACUACAGAUCCACAGUUGCUGAGGCAAAUGUACUUGACUUGUUCAUUGUGGGAGCUACAGCAAUACAGACCACAAAGAAAGAGCAUGUCGUCCUCUACAUGCUCCUAAAUGGCUCCUCUGGAGUAUGGCUCCCUUAAUCUCUGCAACUCCAUUCAUUUCGAUGAGAUUUAAGCAGCCUUCAUUUUAUUUGGGUUUGUCCAUCAGCUGUAAUCCCUGUGCAUGUGUGUCAGAUCUGCAUGCGCACCAGUCCCCCUCACCCCCAAGCCCCUCUUCCUUUUGGUAGCUUAGUCAGCCCUGCCCACCAGCUCUUAAAAAUUGAUGUAUUCCUUAGAAAUAACUUGGAAACAAAUAUGUGAUGGCUAUUAACAAUAUUGCAAAAGUGAGAAAAGUGAUGUUGAUGUUAAAUUAUGAGACAGGAAUGUUAAUCCAUUACAUAGGAUUUAAGUCAGUUGCAGCAUAAGGGAGAGAUUACUCUAAUUCAGUUUUCCUUUUAUGUAUAUUGCGGAGUACAUAAGAUAGUAACUGGGUUUAAAUUGCUUGAAAGAGUAACAGAAUAUUCAGUACUCCUGAGAUCACAAUCGCUGCCCCCCACCCCCACCAAACCUUCCUAUUUAUGUUUCAGUGGUUUAGCAGUAAAAAUGAAAAUCCAAGUCCAUAGUGAGAGCUUUAGGGGUUUCCAAUGGAUUUCCUCAUGUUCCCAAGAGUUGCCUUCAAAUACUUUACAUUAGCCUGUGCAGAUAUUCAGCUCCAAAUAGUCAAAGCCCAAUUAUUCAAACAGCUCUGCUGGCACUGCAUAGAGGCACGCAUUCCCAAUGUGCCAUCCUACCCCUUCUGAGGCCCCCUUAAAAGAGCAUGGACCCCUCCUGCAUUCUACCACUAUCUAGGAAGGCAUGUGGGGAGAAUGGGGAAGUGAAGUUUGUUCCAGCAUUUUCCCAAUAGAGCUGAGGGAAGCACUGAAAAGUCUCCACUUCUCAACGCUCUCCAUGUACCUUCGAGGAUGGCACUGGAAUGCAUCAGAACGCCAUGCUCUUGAAGGGAUGCUUGCCUGUGUGUGAUGCCAGCAGGGCUGUGUGGAUUGCUCGGCUUUCACUAUUUGGAGCCAAGUAUUUGCACAGCCUACUUUAUACACUCAUUCACUUUUUCUCUGGAAGCUUCUUUUGUGCCUGUCAUUUGGAUUCAGAACUAGUCAAGCUACGUUUGUAAACUCAGGGUUAGAGGCACACAUAAGUCAAAUUCAUUAUGAGCCAAAGAGGCAACAACUGUGUACAUAGGUGUAGUGUCCAUCGAACAAGGGGGUGUGACUGUCCCUGGGCCCAGACUAAUCAGGGGGCCCACCAGGGCCCCCACUGGUGCCCACCACCACCCUGCUGCUGCUCAGCCGCUCAUACUGCCCAUAAUCUUCGCCGCUGGGGGGAGUAGGCCAUGCCCCGUGGUGGCGGUGGGCGGACUUCUUCCCCCCCUCCACUCCCGGCUGGCCUGUGGCUUCUCUCGGUCCUGUGCACCUGCACACUUCGAUUUGGGAUAGUGUCAUGUGUUUUCAUGACAUGUGAUGCUAUCCAUAAUCAGAGUGUGCAGGUGCACAGGCCCAAGAGAAGCUGCAGGCCAGCCGGGAGUGCGGGUGGGGGGAGCCUGCCUGCCUGCUGCCGCCAUGGGGGAGUGGCCUGCUCUCCCUGCUGGUUAAGAUUAUGGGUAGUAUGAAUGGCAGGGCAGCAGCAGCACGGAGGAAAGUGGCAGGGAGAUUAAAUCCCCCCCCAAAAAAAUCAAGGGGGCCCUCACAGACAGGGGGCAUGGAUGGGGCAUGCACACUGGGGGGGGGACCCGAGGAACUUUGUCCCUGGACUGCCGGGCAGCUUGCUAUGCGCCUGUUUGUGUGCAAGCUGGAGCCUGCAUACACCUACGGGUUUAUUGGGCUAUUUCCUCUUCAGCAGACCACUUCUUAAGCUUAGGGAGUUUUAAUAGAUUGGAGGUUUGGCCUAAUAAAUCCCACUGCAUAUGUGUACCUAGCUUAGCCACUGUCCAUUUUAAGAAAGUCACAUGCUUUUUAAAAUUAUCAUGAAUUUGACAAUUCAGAUACAAAAGCAUAAGGAAGAUUAACUCCCUAAAGCUAACCCUUUGCAGAUACCUGCUGCAGCUCUGCCCAAGUUCUGCACAGUGAUUGAUGCUCCCCAUCUAAGCACUUCUUUGCUAGCGCAGCGAGGAUUUGGAUCCAGCCAAAAUGUUUCUAAAACAUGAAAGGAAUGUGUAUUAUUUGAUCAGAAACAUCCACAGGGCUUGAAUGUAGUUGUGCUGCUUUAUUUCAUUAGCCUUUACAAUAAAGUACAAACCAUUUUUCAUGUUUA